Molecule: messenger RNA, 7707 nt
Organism: Ctenopharyngodon idella (grass carp)
Lineage: Eukaryota; Metazoa; Chordata; Actinopteri; Cypriniformes; Xenocyprididae
Product: zinc finger protein 532-like
Exons: 10
Coding region: 2166-6050 (1294 amino acids)
Source: RefSeq, a predicted model, not a curated record
ACAAUCCAGUGACUUCUCAAUGAAUGAAAUCUCAUUGAAUAUUCUGUUUUACAUGGAUAUACAUCAGAUUAAGGAAGUACAAUAGGUUGCGAAUGGCAAUUUAUGUUGACUUUAAAGAAAAAUAACCAUACGGAAUCUGCUUUGUACUGAUAUGUGACUCAUAUGUUGUCUAGUGUUGGGAAUAGCAUUUGGUUUGGUAUUUUCUGCUUUGUUAGGGUGUCUCAGAUUAGCUUGUUUGCUUUACAAAGGCCAAAUGGCAGAAACAAGUGCUUAUUUUUACAUUUGCAGCAUAGUAAAUUACGCCAUAGGGCCAUAAUUUAAGAAAACAACACCAUCACUGCAUUGAAUGAUUAUUAUAGAUAAUGUCACUUGGUUUUAUUUAUUUUUUUGAUGCUACAAAUAUGCCUGAGCCAAAAGGAUUGAAUAUUUCAGCAUGCACCUGUAUGAAAAAACAACACACAUACACGAUUCAACUGCAUUCUAUCUUCAAUCUAGCCAACGCCAUCAUGGGCCUUUGUUCUUCCUGCUUGCAGUCUCUCAUUCCAGAAGAGCUUCCCUUCUCCCGUUACACCCCUCCUUCCAGUCACGUCUCAUAUUCCCUCAUUAUUUCUCCACCUCUCCUCUGCCUGUUUCUCUCAUCUAUCUGCCUUUCUCCUCAAAUCUGUUUGUCUUUGGCUGCAGCAGCUGGUUGCAGUCUUGAGCCAGAGUCUCAUCCCGCGUCCCCCUCCCCCCCACGAGUGCACGCAAAGACAAAAGGCCAGGGCUGCUUGUCAGAACACUGCCCCCUUCCUCCCUGCGCUGCCGUGCAUCUGCAGAGGAGAGAGUGACCUAUAGAACAAGAACCAGCAGGCUCAUAGUGAAGAGAAAAAAAAUCACACUCAUACAGAAUGGGGCCUGGCUGAACUGACGUCUUGCAUAAGCCUUUCCACGAAGAUUCCCGGUAGUAGGGCCGAGGAGAAGCGGGAGACCGGACACGGUUGCCCAGGGCUGGAGGAUUAGGGGACGAGCGGCUGAUUUUAAUUGACAAAGAUCCGUGUUUCUCACUGGUUUUCUGGGGGAAAAAACGAGAGGAGGAAGCAGGGACACUGACUAGAAGAGAGGAACAGGGACCAUGGAGAGAGUGAGGGAGAGAGAGAGAGGGAGAGGGGAGGCAGAGAAGGAAGUAGAAACAGUCCAGUGCUGCAGAAUGGGGUAAAAGCGAGAGGCACAAUCAAAAAGAGGUCAGGUACCGAGCCUGUUUAAAUUCUACUUGCUGUCUCUGUGUCUUGUUUUCUUCUGUCAGGAAACGGUGAUCAUCUUGUGGUUUUGGUUUACACAGUGCUUGUGGGUUUCCUUUGGAAUGUGCAUCUGCUGUUUGGCUUUUCAUUUCUCCUUCUCUCAUCCAUCCAUCCAUCCAUAUAAACCAGCUCAGAGCCUCUGGUGUGCAUGUAUUUUUCAUAAACAUCCUCCAUAGUCUUGUAUUUUCAGGCCUAGCGUUUGAUUCGGCUCAGCAACAUGAAUUGUACACUCAUUCUGAACACAAACCUCUUUGAUAAUAUUAAAACACACUCAAAGCAGGAAUAUUUUGCAGGAAUAUUGAAGAUUUGAUGAAGAAACUUGCAGCUCCCGUGUCUCCUGUGUGGCUGCACUGCAGCACACACAUUAUGCAGGGUGACCGGAACCGGCUGAAACCGGUUUGAGGCAGACGAGGAGGCUAGGAAACAAUACAGUCACUGUGCUACAGGCAGAUAGCCGACUGCUUCAUGGCAGCCAAAAUGGCAAAGGGGUCUUCAGGAGUGAUACAGCCCCGAGCAGGGAUGUCAGAGAGACAGUCUUUACACACCUCGAGACGGUUAUGCACAUCAGGGGCAGGAGGCAGCCAUGAGAACUGAGCAGAUAUGGUGACCGUGGUUCACUAUGUGCUGUUAUUCAUAGUGGUCACCAUCCAGAAUGGUCUUUGGCAUGCCAGCCCUCCUGGUGGAUCGUUUCUUGAUGGGCCCUGCCUAGUGCAAAAAGUGGAUUUUUUUUUUUUUUUUUUUUCCCCUCUGCUGUCAGGGAGAAAGGAGGAGGAGGGUGGUGGUGUUUUGUUGUGGAGGUGGUAAGAGGAAGGAAGAAGGGAAGCAAAGCAAGAUUGUUUGCUGUAGUUGUCGGAACACCGAGGGUGUUUAGCUCAUUCUUAUAAGACCAUGGGCGACAUGAAAACCCCAGACUUUGAUGAUCUGCUUGCAGCCUUUGACAUUCCUGAUAUGGUCGAUCCCAAGGCUGCCAUUGAGUCCGGCCAUGAUGAUCAUGAGGGACAACUCAAACACCAUGCCCACCAUGAAGAGGACUCCCAUGUUUCUGCCGGUCCAGAUGUUGGGGUUAGUGUUAUUGUUAAGAACGUCCGGAAUUAUGAUACCACUGAACAUCUCUCAGAGAAGGAUGUUCAUCCCACUGUAGGAAAUGGACUGCACAACGGUUUCUUGCCUGUUUCACCCAACAAUAGAUACAGUAAAGAGAGUAACAAGCUUCAAAAAAGUGAAAUCCAUGGGAUGGCAGGAAAUAUCUCCACAUUCAACCAGUUUAGUCCCAUCUCCAGUGCCGAGGAGUUUGAUGAUGAUGACAAGAUUGAAGUAGAUGACCCUGCUGACAAACAAAGUAAUUUACCUUUUAGACCAAACCCUCUAACUGGUCUGAGCACAAAGAAAAAAGAGCCUCAAUCUCAACUCACCAAACCAGAUGUUCCAUCUAGACCAAGAACAAAUGGCAACUACAAUCAUAUGAAAGUUGAGAAUGGUAGCAGCACCAAUGGCACAGUGGAACACUCAAACAUGUAUGACUCUCAAAAAACAAGAAAAACUGAGGAGCCUUCCAAAGAAACCUCCAGAUCCCAAGAAGCAAAAGAGCCUGGAGAACCAGUCGUUGAGUUAAGCGCGGCCAACCUCUCCCAGGCCAAGGCCAAAUCAUCUGCAAAGCUCUCAUCCUGCAUUGCUGCAAUUGCAGCACUCAGUGCAAAGAAAGCUAGCACAGAAGCAAUGUCUCCAGACUCCCUUGCUACACCUCAAGACUCACCCAGAGAGGCUAAAGAGAUCCCUAAGGUUACAGAGAAAUCACCAGAGCAGGAGUCCGCUCUGGAGCUUGGCAAGAAGAUGCUUUCAAAACAACCUGAGAGUCCUUGCAGUGUUACCAGCGAAAGCAGCAGCAAAGAGUCUCCAACAUCUCCAGCAGGAUCCAUACCAGUCAUUCCCAAAGUCCGCAUCAAAACGAUCAAGACAUCAUCAGGGCAGAUCAAGAGGACAGUUACCAGAAUCCUGCCCGAGUUUGAUCCUGACGUCUUGAAGAAAGGUAUUGAUUCUUCAUCCAAUGUUGUCUCUUCUCUGCUGUCCUCUCCAACCUCGACUUCUGUUUUUUCAUCUCCCACCAGAACAACUUUGCCAACCACAGUAGUAGCAACUUCUGGAGGCUCUGCCAUUGAGGUAACUAAACAAAUGACCAUCAAACCCGUGGCCACUGCCUUCUUACCCGUUUCAGCCGUCAAGACGGCAGGCUCCCAAGUAAUUAAUCUGAAACUUGCCAACAAUACAACUGUAAAGGCCACUGUCAUACCGGCGGCAUCCGUUCAGAGUGCCAGCAGCGCCAUCCUCAAAGCUGCUAAUGCCAUUCAGCAGCAAACUGUCAUGGUGCCUGCUUCCAGCCUAACAAACACCAAACUUGUGCCAAAGACAGUCCACCUAACUAACUUAAAUCUCUUGCCUCAGAAUCCAUCAACGGCUGAGCUCCACCAGGUCCUGACCAAGUCCCAACAGCCCCUCAAACAAGCCAUGUUGGCCCAACAACAACAAAAGAAAGUGUCUCGGGUCCAGGUCCUAACCAGCUCCCAGAGCUCAGUGGUAGAGGCCUUCAAUAAGGUUUUGAGUAGCAUUAACCCUGUGCCAGUUUAUGUACCCAAUCUCAGCCCUCCAACUUCUGCCUGUAUAUCCUUACCAUCCCGUGGCUACAAGUGCUUAGAAUGUGGUGAUUCCUUUGCCCUGGAAAAAAGCCUCACUCAGCAUUAUGACCGUAGAAGUGUUCGCAUUGAGGUCACUUGCAACCACUGCUCCAAAAACCUGGUCUUCUACAACAAGUGCAGCCUUCUAUCACAUGCUAGGGGACACAAAGACAAAGGGGUUGUCAUGCAGUGUUCACAUCUAAUCUUGAAGCCAAUUCCAGCUGACCAGAUGAUCCUAGCACCAUCAAUAACCUCCAGCGCUCCCACUUCUUCAGCUAAUCUUGGAUCCUCCAUAGUGGGGAGUCAAGGAAAGGGAAUCCCAACCACAGUGAUCUCCGCACCCUCUUCAGCCCCUGUUGUUGCUGCCAUGCCACUGGAUAAGGACGCCUCCAAGGUCUGUAAAUCGAAUCUGAAGUGCUUGGAGUGUAGUGAGACAUUUCAGGAAGAAUCAUCUCUUGCAAUGCACUACCAGCAGGCUCCCGAGUCAGGUGGACAGAAAACCUGCACCAUUUGCCAAAUGCUACUGCCAAACCAGUGUAGCUUUGCUUCCCAUCUGCGGAUCCAUCAGCACAAGUCUCCAUAUAUCUGCCCUGAAUGUGGAGCUAUCUGUCGGUCUGUCCAUUUUCAGUCCCACGUGACCAAGAACUGCCUGCACUACACACGCCGAGUGGGCUAUCGCUGUGUUCACUGUAGUGUCAUCUUCGCUGACGUUGCUGCUCUCAAAUCACACAUUCAGGGGUCGCACUGUGAAAUCUUCUACAAAUGCCCCAUCUGCCCCAUGGCUUUUAAAUCGGCCCCCGGUACACAUUCCCACGCCUACACCCAGCAUCCAGGAGUUAAAAUUGGAGAGCCUAAGCUGAUCUACAAGUGCUCCAUGUGUGACACAGUUUUUACCCAGCAAACUUUGCUCUACACGCACUUUGACCAGCACAUAUCUAAUCAGAAAGUGUCUGUCUUCAAGUGUCCAGACUGUUCGAUGCACUAUGCCCAAAAGCAGCUCAUGUUGGAUCAUAUUAAAUCCAUGCAUGGCACCUUGAAGACCAUCGAAGGCCCUCCAAACCUGGGCAUCAAUCUCCCUCUCAGCUCCAAACCUACUAAUUCCAUGAGCCCAAAUAACAACAACAACAACAAGGAGAGCAGCUCUAUCAACAGCCUCGAGAAGGGAGAGAAGAAGCCAACAUCCCCGACAAAGAAGAGCAGUAAUGGGACAGACCUUCCCAAAAAAGUCCCAUCGUCAACCUCCUGCCCUGGAUGGACCUGCAGGGAGUGCGACCGCUUGUUUACACAGAGAGAAGUCUUCAUCUCACACAUGAAAAGAGAGCAUGGAAAGCAACUGAAAAAGCAUCCGUGUCGACAGUGUGAAAAGUCCUUCAGUUCCUCUCACAGUUUAUGUAGACACAACCGAAUCAAACACAAGGGACUACGGAAGGUCUACUCAUGUCCACACUGUCCAGAACUUAGUCGAACUUUCACCAAAAGACUGCUGCUAGAGAAACACAUUCAGUUGGUGCAUGGCAUCAAAGACACAGAGGCCAAGCUUCCAGCAGAUUCCAGCAGCACAGAGGUCACCGUGGAUAAAGAGCAGUUACCCAGUCCUAAACGAAAGCACCACUCUGAAGAUGAGGAUGCCGAGAGGGAAGAGCAAGUGGAGGAGGCCGGAGGGGACGUGACUCCUGGUCAGCGGUCCAAGAGCUCAUCCUCGCAACCUCUGAAGAAGCUAAAGAUCAAUGUCUUCAAAACACACAAAUGUGCUGUGUGUAGCUUCACCACCGAGGACAUUGUGCGUUUCCACGAGCACAUUCCCCAGCACAAGACCGACGUCUCAUCCUACCAGUGCCGUGAAUGUGGCCUGUGCUACACCUCACACCACUCCCUCUCCCGGCACCUGUUCAUCGUGCACAAGAUGAAGGAGGCCCAAGGACUCGGACGUCACAACGGUCAGCAGGAGAAUACGCCUAACCCGGAGUCCAACGAUGGAAUCCCGGAUACUCAAUGUAAAGUAUGUUCCAAAACUUUUGAAACGGAGGGAGCCUUAAACACACACAUGCGGACACAUGGAAUGGCCUUCAUUAAGUCCAAACGGCUGAGUGCAGCUGAGAAGUAAGAGCGAGGUAGUGCCCCCUAGUGGAUGGAUGUUGGUUUGCAAGGAAUUGUUUGUAUGUUGAACGUGUAGAAAUGUUUCACGUUGUAUUCCUUCACUUUGGCCUCUUUGUAUGCUCAUUUGUUGUGCAUACGUAUAUACAUAUAUAUAUAAAUAUACAUAUAUAUGCGACAUGUAUAAAUCUAUACACACAGAAUGUGUGUUUAAAGAUGUGUAAUAUAUUAAAAACUGAUUUAUGUGUAUUUAAUUAUCUAUGAGAACACAUUUUGUAUACUUUAUGAUAGAUGUUUGUAUGCGUGUUGGAUAGACCUUUUUAUAGAUUCCUUUUUAUUUUCUAUUUUAGACUGUUCUCGUUGUUUUCUCGUGAGAGCAGAUACUGUCCAAACGGCUGUCUCAGUCAUGGGAUGCACUUUCGGUCCUAAUUCCCGAACUGCUGCUAAUAAAAGUGCACGGAAUGUCACAGUUACACUUCUCAGUGAGACAUUUUGCACUCCAAAAAGGACAAUCAGUCCACAACCUACAACACGAGCAGGAAAAGUGUCUCCUAAAGCAGCCGAAAAUGGCGUCUGAAUGAAUUUGGUCAUGGAAUUGAGCCCGAAAGCUUUUUAUGGUGCAUUUCUGUUCUGUGAAUUAGUCUACUAUAAUUUAGCACUAUGGAAAAACAAGACAUGAAAGUAGUUCUUUAAAUUUAUAUAUCUCAGCCACUGCCAAGAGGUCGUGUUGAAUCAAUAUGUGCUUUUUAACUUUAAGGUGCCGUCACACCCGGAAGAUUCUCCUCACUUCAUUUCUUCUCAGGCAGCUUGUUUCAGAUCAUCAUCACUUUGGGUUAUGUUUGACUGCAUUUGCAUUUUGGAUUAAUAACAUACUAGAGUGUGUUAGCUUUGGCCUGUUAUCAAGAACCACAUUUCGAAUUCAUGCCCAUUUAAUUUUGAGGUACUUUGGGAAGCUUUUAUUUGUAAUUUGAAUCCAAAACCACUUUGCCCUGCAGAUAUGUGAAAGUUUAAAUGAAACAAAUACUGAAUAUGUCCAUUUAGCCAAUUUCAUUUGAAACCAAAGUUCCUUUCCUAUACGUGACACCCCACUCGUUUUCUCGUUCAUGGAAUCAGUAAAUCAUAAGUGCUUAUAUACUAUACAUUGUGCUCAAGUGCCUCCGGCGCUCAAAAGCCAAAUGUAGAUUUGACAUCAACGUCCUAAUGUGCGUGUUUUUUUUUAGAGCAGCAUGUUAUGGAAAAUUCUCAAGUAUAGUGUUUAACUGCUAAGUGUGAUAAAAGGGGGGGGGGGGAAGCAACAAAUGCUGCCUUCACUAUCAAUGAAUGUUUUGGUCAAAUGUGAAAGAGCUGUAAAAAUUUCUUUACAUUUUUUCGCUCAGACUCAGCUGUGGCAUAUAAUUUCAAUGUUUCACUUCAUGAUGAGCUCAAUCGUGAAAGUACUACAGUUCUUUUUUUUAUUUGUCCCUCAUUCCAUACCGAAACGCUGUAUUUUGCUCUCCUUUUCCUUUGGACGGAUGUAUGAGUACUAUUGAGGACGCAUAUGUGCAUGAGAGAAGCCAUUCACAGUGGUUGUUCUGUUUUAUAGAAUGUCUUGCUGAUGUUCGGUAGACCUUGUUCUAUGUUUGUGCAAAAAAUAGUUAUCAUUAAUAAAUGAUACAUAAACAAAACUA